GAUACUUCACCUUCACACAGACCAGACAAAAGAUGGCAGAUUUGCUUGGUAGUUAUAGUGUACCUUUUCUUGGAAUUAGCCUCAUCAUUGCUGCUCUGACCUACAUUUCUUACAAGCUGCUGAGCAGUUACAUUCAAAAAUGGUUUGAGAUGAAGCCUAUUCCAGGUUUGGAAGGAACAUAUCCCUUUAUUGGGAAUGCACUGAUGUUCAAAACCAAUGCAGGAGAUUUCUUUGGUCAAAUUUUGGAGUUUACCACUGAGUUCAGAAAUACACUACUGUUUAAAAUCUGGGUUGGACCAGUUCCUUUUGUGGUUCUUUAUCAUGCUGAAACUGUUGAGAAAAUUCUGAGUAACCCAGUUCAUCUGGACAAGGCUUUUGCAUACAAGUUUCUUCAUCCAUGGCUUGGAACUGGCCUGCUCACCAGCACUGGAAAAAAGUGGCGGCAGCGGAGAAAGAUAUUGACACCAACCUUCCACUUCUCCAUCCUAACGGACUUCUUGGAAGUGAUGAAUGAGCAGGCGGAGAUUCUGGUGAAGAAGCUGGAGAAGCUGGCGGGGAAGGGUCCAUUCAACUGCUCCAACCACGUAACCCUCUGUGCUCUAGAUAUUAUCUGUGAAACGGCAAUGGGAAAGAAAAUUUUUGCGCAGAGUAAUUCUGAAUCAGAGUAUGUUAAGAGCGUGUACAAAAUGAGUGACAUUGUCAGCCGUAGACAGAGGACACCUUGGUUUUGGCCAGACUUUGUGUAUUACUACAUUGGUGAAGGCAAAGAACAUGACAAGACGCUUAAGAUCCUUCAUUCGUUCACACACAAAGUAAUUUGUGAAAAGUCAGAGAACAUGUCUUAUGUGGAAUCAGACAGCGACUCUGAUCAAGGAAAGAGGAAACGACGGGCUUUUCUGGACAUGCUUUUGAAAACCACAGAUGAAGAUGGCAACAAGUUGAGCCAUCAGGACAUUCAAGAGGAAGUGGACACCUUCAUGUUUGAGGGUCAUGAUACGACAGCUUCUUCUAUGAACUGGGCUCUACAUCUGCUGGGCUCACACCCUGAGGUGCAGAGAAAAGUUUAUCAAGAGCUACAGGAGGUUUUUGGUACCUCUAGCAGACCCAUCAACACAGAGGAUCUGAAGAAACUCAAAUACCUGGACUAUGUGAUCAAGGAGGCUCUGCGCCUGUUUCCCUCUGUGCCUUUCUUCGCUCGAACCCUCUGUGACGACUGGCAUAUCAGUAGUUACAAGGUUCCAAAAGGUGCCAAUGUAAUUAUAAUCACCUACGCCCUUCACCGUGACCCACGAUACUUCCCCGAUCCUGAGGAGUUCAGACCUGAACGUUUUUUGCCGGAGAAUGCGGCAGGACGUCCUCCGUAUGCGUACAUCCCUUUCUCUGCUGGACUCCGCAACUGCAUAGGUCAGCGUUUUGCUCAAAUGGAGGAAAAGGUGAUUUUGGCCUCCAUUCUGCGUAACUUCACUGUUGAGGCUUGUCAGAAACGUGAAGACAUUCGUCCAGUAGGGGAACUUAUCCUGCGAUCAGAAGAGGGUAUAACAAUCAAACUGGAAAAGAGGGUGUCUCAGACUUCAUCAAACUAGACCCUGUUGUUUUCUUAUAAAAUGUUCUACUUUGCUGCAAAAGUCUAAUAGAGAUGCUCGGGAUGUUAACGAAAUACUCUUUACAUAGUCAAGGGGAGUCAUGACCCUGCAUUUGUGACUUCAUGGUGUACUGUACAGUAUACUUGUUAAUUGAUUCAUUGAUUCAUUAAAAUAUUCAUUCAUUCA
Molecule: messenger RNA, 1769 nt
Organism: Melanotaenia boesemani (Boeseman's rainbowfish)
Lineage: Eukaryota; Metazoa; Chordata; Actinopteri; Atheriniformes; Melanotaeniidae
Product: cytochrome P450 4V2
Exons: 11
Coding region: 33-1583 (516 amino acids)
Molecular function (GO): iron ion binding; heme binding; monooxygenase activity
Source: RefSeq, a predicted model, not a curated record